CGAGUGGGGGGGCGAGGAGGUGGAGGAGGAGGAGGAGGAGGAGGAGGAGGCGGCGGCGAGAAGAUGGCGACUUCGAACAAUCCGCGGAAAUUCAGCGAGAAGAUCGCGCUGCACAAUCAGAAGCAGGCGGAGGAGACGGCGGCCUUCGAGGAGGUCAUGAAGGACCUGAGCCUGACGCGGGCCGCGCGGCUCCAGCUCCAGAAAUCCCAGUACCUGCAACUGGGCCCGAGCCGCGGCCAGUACUACGGCGGGUCCUUGCCCAAUGUGAACCAGAUUGGGAGUGGCACCAUGGACCUGCCCUUCCAGCCCAGCGGAUUUCUGGGGGAGGCCCUGGCAGCGGCUCCUGUCUCUCUGACCCCCUUUCAAUCCUCGGGCCUGGACACCAGCCGGACCACCCGGCACCAUGGGCUGGUGGACAGGGUGUACCGGGAGCGCGGCCGGCUCGGCUCCCCGCACCGUCGGCCCCUGUCCGUGGACAAACAUGGACGGCAGGCUGACAGCUGCCCCUAUGGCACCGUGUACCUCUCGCCACCCGCAGACACCAGCUGGAGAAGGACCAAUUCUGACUCCGCCCUGCACCAGAGCACAAUGACACCCACGCAGCCCGAAUCCUUUACCAGUGGGUCCCAGGACGUGCACCAGAAAAGAGUCUUACUGUUAACAGUCCCAGGAAUGGAAGAGACCACAUCAGAGGCAGACAAAAACCUUUCCAAGCAAGCGUGGGACACCAAGAAGACAGGGUCCAGGCCCAAGUCCUGUGAGGUCCCCGGAAUCAACAUCUUCCCAUCUGCUGACCAGGAAAACACUACAGCCCUGAUCCCCGCCACCCACAACACGGGGGGCUCCCUGCCCGACCUGACCAACAUCCACUUCCCCUCCCCGCUCCCGACCCCGCUGGACCCCGAGGAGCCCACCUUCCCCGCGCUGAGCAGCUCCAGCAGCACCGGUAACCUCGCGGCCAACCUGACGCACUUGGGCAUCGGCGGCGCCGGCCAGGGGAUGAGCACACCUGGGUCCUCUCCGCAGCACCGCCCAGCCGGCAUCAGCCCCCUGUCCCUGAGCACAGAGGCGAGGCGUCAGCAGGCAUCGCCCACCCUGUCCCCACUGUCACCCAUCACUCAGGCCGUGGCCAUGGAUGCCCUGUCUCUGGAGCAGCAGCUGCCCUACGCCUUCUUCACCCAGGCGGGCUCCCAGCAGCCGCCGCCGCAGCCCCAGCCCCCGCCGCCCCCUCCGCCAGCGUCACAGCAGCCGCCGCCCCCACCACCCCCACAGGCAUCCGUCCGCCUGCCCCCUGGCGGCCCCCUGUUGCCCAGCGCCAGUCUGACUCGUGGGCCACAGCCACCCCCGCUUGCGGUCACGGUACCGUCCUCUCUCCCCCAGUCUCCCCCAGAGAACCCCGGCCAGCCAUCGAUGGGGAUCGACAUUGCCUCGGCGCCGGCUCUGCAGCAGUACCGCACUAGCGCCGGCUCCCCGGCCAACCAGUCUCCCACCUCGCCAGUCUCCAAUCAAGGCUUCUCCCCGGGGAGCUCCCCGCAACAUACUUCCACCCUGGGCAGCGUGUUUGGGGACGCGUACUAUGAGCAGCAGAUGGCGGCCAGGCAGGCCAAUGCUCUGUCCCACCAGCUGGAGCAGUUCAACAUGAUGGAGAACGCCAUCAGCUCCAGCAGCCUGUACAGCCCGGGCUCCACGCUCAACUACUCGCAGGCGGCCAUGAUGGGCCUCACGGGCAGCCACGGGAGCCUGCCGGACUCACAGCAGCUGGGCUACGCCAGCCACAGUGGAAUCCCCAACAUCAUCCUCACAGUGACAGGAGAGUCCCCCCCAAGCCUCUCUAAAGAACUGACCAGCUCUCUGGCCGGGGUCGGUGACGUCAGCUUCGACUCGGACAGCCAGUUUCCCCUGGAUGAACUCAAGAUCGACCCCCUGACCCUCGACGGACUGCACAUGCUCAACGACCCUGACAUGGUUCUGGCCGACCCAGCCACCGAGGACACCUUCCGGAUGGACCGCCUGUGAGCGGGCACGCCCGGCACCUGCCGCUCAGCUGUCCCGACGGCGCCUCCGCAGCCUGGGGACGGCCGCGCUCCGUCCCUCGCCAACGGCCGAGCUUGUGAUUCUGAGCUUGCAAUGCCGCCAAGCGCCCCCGCCAGCCCGCCCCCGGUUGUCCACCUCCCGCGAAGCCCAAUCGCGAGGCCGCGAGCUGGGCCGUCCACCCACCCGCCCGCCCGGGGCAGGGCUGGGAUGGGAGGCCGUGAGCCCCCCGCCCCCACAGACCCUCCCUGCAUCGGCUCCCUCGCCCCCAGCCCCGGGGCCUGAGCUGUCGUCCCCUGUAUGAUGCAGGAAGUGUCGGCUCCUGGCGUGGCGGGCAGGCUCAGGGGAGGGGCGCGCAUGGUCCGCCGGCGCUGUGGGCCGCGGUGCAUUUUCCGACUGUUUGUCCAGCUCUCACUGCCUUCCUCAGUUCCUGGUCCCCCAACCCAUCCGCCACCCCCAGCCCGUGGUCAGAUAGAGAGUGAGCCCCACACGCCGCCCCAGGGAGGAGGCGCCAGAGCACGGGGCAGACGCAAAGUGAAAUAAACACUAUUUUGACGGCUGUCUUUUAUAUUUCUGAGCACACACAGAGCCCUGGCAUCCACCGCGGCAGGCGCAAAGUGGACAGAGCACGCGGGGCGGCGGCCCCCCACGGCCCUCCUCGCCCUGUCUCCAUUCCCUUCAAGCCCCGCCUCAGCCAGGCAGGCCCUUGGAUGGCUGCCUUUGCCGGGAAAUGACCGGGAGGCCCAUGAGGGCUCACAGGCGGAGGCAGGGUUACCUCCUGGGGCUUUACAACCCUCCUGUCCUGGUCACCGGUCCCGUCACAGAUGCUGUCAAUUUAAGGUUCAGGGAGAGGUGGCCAGGUGAGUUUCAUUGUGGUUCUUUUCCUUUUGGUUUCUAUUUACAUUUUGGUUGUAGAUGAGUCGCCUAACCUUUUAAGGCAACACUUUCCUGAGAGCAUGUUUUUAUUCCAGAAAUCCAACGUUACCUAUUUUUUAAGCUAACUAGAAUUGGAGGCCACAUACCCCAGAGCAGCCCGCCACCCACCCGAGUCUAAGCAGCGUGUCUGGCUUUUGGGUUUCACCCCAGGUUAUAUCAAAAUGAAAGGGCUAGUCGGGCAGGGACUUGGCAGGAGCUCACGGUAGCCAGAGGCACCUCCGCCAGGGCCACAUCCCCGACUUCCGCAAAGGGGCCUUGACUUUUAUUGAGGGUCUCUUGAAGACCCAGCCCCGCCUGCCUCUCCCAGAGGUGCCUGCCAGUCCUUAUAUGUGUGUGUGAAGACCCCGUGACCAGCGGUGGCCGAGACCUCUCUGCUCCACAAGAACUGGCAGGGAGCGAGGGUCCCCGGGAUGAGUCCCAUGGUCCUCCCUGAGAACCCGAGUGGGGCUGGCAUUUGUCCCCUCCCCGCCAACCCUCUGGCUCCCAGCCACGCCCACUCUUUCGGGCAGCGUGGUCUGCCGACUACCCCUUGGCAGCUCAGAGUCGUGGCAGGUGGACGUGGAGACACAGUGUGCGUUUUAGUGGCAGGUUUCAGGAGCACCUCCGAAUCACCUGGGAGCCUCCUAGCCCCUCCAUACCACGGGCCCUUUGAGGGAGGCGUCGGGGCUGGCUUUGUUUUCUGCUGUUCUUGGAAUAGGAACUGCUGUUCCGAUCCCCCCAAAACUGCAUUGUGGCUCUUGCUCGCCCCUGCCUGCCCGGCCAGCGCCUUCUGCUGGGUGCGUUUCUUUGUGGUGUGAUGGCCGCCGCUUUCACCGGGGUCCUGGGCACCCUGGCCACUGUCCUCGGGAGCUGGGUUUGAUCCUAGCGGCCAUUGUCCCUCUCUUUCCCAGGCAUCGCUGUUAGCAUACGUGGAAGCGGCCGCUCAGAAGGCUCCCGGUCAGUUGCUUCCAUUGCCGUCUCGUGCCGAGGUGCAGGGUGGGGGGACAUGGUAUCUGUCUGUCUGGGUCAAGACCCCUUUCUUUUACCACCACGGACGCUGGAGGCAGACGGCGGGGACUUUUUUUUUUUUUUUUUUUAAGAAAAACUAUGUGUACAUAGGAGAGUUUGAUUACCAUUAGACUUGUAUGUGGGACUUUUAAAAAAUGGCCUUAAAAUUACAAGCAACCUGUCUGGAUGCGGUUUCCAAAACAAGGCAUUGAAGACCUCACCAGGAAACCUCAUCAACCCUCAUUCCCCGUCUGUCCAGCCUCCGGCCGGUGCCACUACUUAUCCCCGGGUCUUUGGUAUAGACAGGAGAGGAGGGGUCCCACCUCAGAGCUUCCCAGGCCCGGAGCCCAUUUCCAGCAUCCAACAUUCCAGGUGCACGGUGCCAUUGUGCCAACGUGAAGACCUCGGUCCGUCACAGAGUUCUCUUCCAAUGAGAACCUGGUGGACUGAGGUCUGAGCUUCCAGGGAAGGUGGGGCCCACGCGGGUCCCUGGGGCCCAGCCAGGAGCCAGCAGCCGGGCGUCCCUGCGUUCCAGAAGGGUUCACACCCCUCUUGGACCUGGGCAGGCCUCCCAGGAUCUGCAUCACAGCCUUUUGUGUGUGUGUACCUGUAGGUUUUUAAAAAUAUCACUACUACAUACUCUUGAAUUGCCAAGACUUUCUGAAACAAGACAGCUUAAGGGAAUCAGCCUUUUGCUUUGUGAUGUGAACAUGCUGUGAUUUGGCGAGCCACUUCCUGAGGGACAGGCCCGCGUGAGGGGCUGUAGUGUGUACAUAGACCCACUGCCUGUGUCCUUGGUCAGGCUCCGAUACUUGGUCCGCGAUGGGUCAGAGAAUGCUCCCGCACCCACCCGCCCACGUGCUCCUGGCUUCUGCAGCCCCUGCUCUGUGCACACCGGUCCCCUAAGGUGACGUUCGGGCAGGGCUCUCCUGAAAGCAUGAUGUCCCCACCUGCCUGUUUCCCUCCGUCACUCCCCAGGGUGGCGAGUCUUGUAGGUGGAGGGUGGAACCCAGGUCAGCCUCUCUGAGUCCUCCAGGGAAGAGGGUUCUCUGCCCGCACCAGGGCCCUGCUUGUGGGAUUUCAGCUCUGGGGAGGAAGGUAUUGGCAUUGGUGUGUUUGGUCUGAUUUCUUCAGGAGGCCAAGCUCCCGGGAGGACCCCUAGCCAGGAGGAUCCCCCAUGUCCAUCCAUCCCUCCUGCUGGGGCCUGGAUGUCAGGCUUGGGGGCUGUGAGCUGGGACCUCGCCCUAGCCCGGUCACUUGGGACAGGAGCCUGCCAGAGGCCCAUGGGUUGCUUCUAUUUUAUUUUUUUAUUGAUGAGAUCUUGCUGUGUUGCCCAGACUGGUCUUGAACUCCUGGGCUCAAGCAAUCCUCCCUCCUUGGCCUCCCAAAGUUCUGGGGCUACAGGUGUGAGCCGCUUCUGCCCAGCGUCCCAGGCCUGACCAUUCUCGGCAGGACCCGCCCCUAGAGGGGGCUCUGGCGCCCCCCUCAGGCAGGCCUUGAGCUGGUUUCUAACCAAACAUCCUAACUCCAGCUGCCACCUGCUUCCUGAGGUUUCUGUAUUUCCAAGGAGUCCCCUGACCAGGGAUAGGCUGGCAGAAUGAAGUCCAGCAGUAUUAGGGGGUCCUCUGUCGCCUGGCCCUGAAAACAGCAGCUCCCAUCACCUUCACUGGGUCCUGAUGGAGCCGUCUCAGAGGCCGAGGGGCCCACCAUGUGGGGUGGGACACAGGGGUUCUCAGUGCAAGGGCCACAAACCGAUGGCACAGAGGUGCCCCCGGGCCUGGCCUGUCACCUGCAGGUGGUGCUCCAGGACAGGGCAUGCAGGCCGACAGCAGGGGCAAGACUGGGCCCCUCCCUCACCCUGGGAGGCCUGCCUGGGCUAUCUGGACACCUGGGUCUCUUUCUACCCCCAUUCACCAUGGACCAGGGGCCUCCAUUUCCUGGGGGGAUCUUGUGGCAUGUGAUUUGGGGGUCCCCGGGAUGUUCCCCAGCCAGCUCCACCUGAGCCAAAUGUCUUGUUCUCCAUGGCUCUUGGCCUUCCGGGGUCCUGACCAGGCAGGGGUCAGGUACCCCAUACCCGUCCAUGUGGCACAGGUAUCCACCCACCCCCACUGGCCACAGACACCACUCUCCCCUUGGGAGCAGGAGGUGGAGUAAGCUGCACCGCGAGGCCUGGGGGCUGGGGAGGUCCUGAGGGCAGGGGUGCGGCAGGAGCCAGUGCCUCAUGAUCCAAGCCUCAGUUUCUCCCCUGUCACUUUCUCAGACUUGCAGGCCCCAGGCCUCAGGCCCCAGGCUCCUCCUGAGCAGGAUAGGGGGCAGGGCCUGGGCCUUGGAGUGGUGCUGGCUCUGACGAUUCCAGAGGCUCUAUCCACCUUCUGGGCUCCUGGCCAGCACCCCAUCCAGGUGGCACUUGUUGGGGUUCGGGGGUGGCCCCCAUCUUGAAGUGUUCUGGAAUUUGGGGCCAAUCCAUGCCCAGCGUAGCCCAGCCAUCAAGCACUUCUGACCUCCUGCCCACCAGGGACAAGAGGACUUAGCCAUGGCCUUGGCCACCAGGCCUGGGGAGGGAGGGCUUUGGCAGGCAAGGUCCGCUGGCCCUGCUGUGCCCAAGUAGGAAACUGCCCCCAAGGGGCUGCGUGGCCCCACUGAUAUAUGCAAACCCGCUGGUCCGAGCCCUUUUCCUGCCUGUGCCCCUCUGUGCCCAGGCUGGCUCUCCCCCAAUCCCAGCAUGUAUACUUUGCCACGGAUGUCCCGUGGGCCGUGAUCGUGGGCGGCCACAGCGGGGGGGGGCAGGCGGCUCAGGGCACACUCGGCCGUCCCUGUCCCAUCCUCUGGCGCGGCCGCUUUUGUCUUUGUACCUUUGCAUCCUUUGUAAUGAAACAUAAUAAAAAUCCAACGUUUUCGUCA
This is a messenger RNA of Cebus imitator (Panamanian white-faced capuchin), 6855 nucleotides long. It is a transcript of the gene CRTC1, whose product is annotated as CREB regulated transcription coactivator 1. The record is from RefSeq and is a predicted model, not a curated record. The coding region runs from base 64 to 2016 and encodes 650 amino acids. Gene Ontology annotation, biological process: protein homotetramerization; positive regulation of transcription by RNA polymerase II. The transcript has 15 exons. Gene Ontology annotation, cellular component: cytoplasm; nucleus. NCBI's taxonomy places the organism in Eukaryota, Metazoa, Chordata, Mammalia, Primates, Cebidae. Gene Ontology annotation, molecular function: cAMP response element binding protein binding.